AUGACACAACAGCAGACAAACAUUGACUGGAAAAGUGUCACAGGUGCAUUUCGAAAACCCCGAAGACUUCACCUAGAAAGAGAUAAAGAAGGAUUCUUUCAUUGCCCAACCCCAAAUUGUGAUCAUCAAGCUUUUACCAGUCAAAGAGGAUGCCAAAAGCAUGUGGAAAUAAAGCAUCCAUGGUACACAUACUUUCAAACGAGGCCUAUCCUUGGACGAAGCCAUGAAAUAACAUCUGAUAUAAGGCAGUUCGAUGGCAAGCAAGGCGAAGAUGAACAAUUCGUGUUGUCAACAGUCGAACUUGUCGAUUAUUUUUUAUGUUCUUCCAGAUUUUUAACAGACUUUCUUGAUCAUUUAGAAAGUGUUUGGCAAAUGGGACAAUCUGGCCACCUUGGCUAUGUGAACGGUAUAAAGCUUACCGAACCACUCAGCAUUCUGGUUUUUCAAGCUAUAGGGAAAUACAUUCAUCCAACAAGAUAUAGGCAGAUUAUAGAAAAGGGAAGCGCAAGCAACUUAGAUGUGCAAGAACAACGAUUUGUAUGGGAGGACCUGAAACACAGCUCAAACAUAGCAAGAGUUCAUUAUCAGAAGCUGCGAUCUUGUAAUGUGCUUUAA
This is a messenger RNA of Dendronephthya gigantea, 615 nucleotides long. RefSeq lists its product as uncharacterized. Lineage: Eukaryota; Metazoa; Cnidaria; Anthozoa; Malacalcyonacea; Nephtheidae. Bases 1 to 615 code for a protein of 204 amino acids. The record is from RefSeq and is a predicted model, not a curated record. The transcript has 3 exons.